Oryzias melastigma (Indian medaka) is the source of this 6529-nucleotide messenger RNA. RefSeq names its product pleckstrin homology domain containing, family M, member 3 (gene plekhm3). NCBI's taxonomy places the organism in Eukaryota, Metazoa, Chordata, Actinopteri, Beloniformes, Adrianichthyidae. The record is from RefSeq and is a predicted model, not a curated record. The coding region runs from base 554 to 2872 and encodes 772 amino acids. The transcript has 8 exons.
GGUGCAGAGGCCGGAACCUUUGUUAUAUCGUCUGUUACACUCACGGAUCUUUUACUAAGACGGACUAAAGGAUGACAUAAUGGUAAACACAGUAAGGGCAGUUAGAAAACACUUCAGCCUGAUGACCUUAAAACCAUCUGAUUGGCCAGAAGAACACGCCAAAUAGCUCGUUGGAUUUCUCACUCCAGGCUCUGAACAGUCAGACGGAAUUAGGUGCGUUUGGCCAUGCUCUUUAGUUUCCCACCCAAAUUGGAUUGUAAUUUGGAGAACAAGCCAAGAUUCGCCUCUGACAGGAAGCCACAACUGCUCAGCCUCCAUCAAGAAAAGGCCACAUCUCCCCUCCAGAGCCAGAGGACGAUCUCUUGACAGGAAGACCGUAAAAGUCGAAGUUUGGACCAAAAUCUGGCCGCUGACAGCAGUUUGUAAAUCAAGCAGACAUCUUGGCUGAAAUGUCUUAACUAUUGCUCAUUGGACAUGUGGCUGCUGCUAGUAGAAUUAUUGGGUUUAUCUUGGAAGACUCUCUAGUGUUAAUAUUUUUGCUCAGGGGACAGCCAUGGAGGGUCUUGAGCAGCUUGAUGUGGUGGGAAGCAUCAGCCCAGCCCUGGAGGCGACGGAAGAUUUCCUCCACUGCGUGGACAGGAUGCAAAGCCAAGGUCCAAGCCAGGCACAAAAAAGCAACCACCAGCCGAAGCAGCUGUCAGAUGUGUCCAAUGCCGCGCUCGGCAGGCUGAGCUCCAGCGGCGUGUGGGGGCUGCUCGCCGAGGAGCAGCCGGAGGUCGGGCCCCUUGGCCUGGCCUGGGCUGACAAUGUCAGCGUUCUGGGUUUGGGAAUUGGCUUGAGGCACGGCAAGAGGAGCAGAGCCCGCUCCACCAACGACCUGGCAGCCCAAGCCAACGAUUGCACCAACAAUACCUCGUCCAAGUCCGUGUUCAAGAAGGGACACAACCGAUCCCGAUCGGACGUCAACUACCGGCCAUCAGCUUUCACCGACAACGGUCUGCCUGCAGUGGACUGCAACCUGCUGAAGAACAUGAUCCUCAACCAUCAGCAAGCAACUGAUCGAAGCAGCAGCAGCAGUGUGGUGAAGCAGGGGGAGAUGGAUCAGCGUGAGGGGCCGUGGGGCCGCUGGACUCCCUGCUUUGUUCAGCUGACUCCUUGCGAGCUCCGGCUGUACACUCUGGACAGCAGUGCCAACCGCCAGCUGGGCACCGCCUACUCGCUGUCGCAUUGCCAGAGUGUCACCUCACCAGCUCCCUGCAGCCAGCCCGCUCAGAUCAGCCAGCCUGCUGACCAACGCACGCUCCAGGCUGUGUUCUUCAACAGCACGCGCCUGCAGCUGAGAGCAGCCAGUCAGUGGGAGGCCAUGCAGUGGCGGAGGCUAAUAUGGGAGAAGGUGCAGGCGGUCAGACCCUCGAAGCAGGAAAACUGCCACCAUAAAAGUGGAACAGAAAAUCAACAGAUGAACAAAUUUCCAGUACCCAUGUCGCCGUCCUCGUCACCUUCUCCAUCUGCCCUUGACACCAGACCUGAUGGCGACAGCGAUACUCCGACUCCAGCAGAACCGUCUUGUGGUGUGCUGAGCAGACCCACCACUCUGCCUCUGUUCACCCAACGCCCCCAGGAUGUCCUCAAAGCUGGUGUGCUUCAUCAGCUGAUGGAUCAAAACAACUGGAGAGCUUUCACCUUUGUUCUCACUCAAUCUACUCUCCAGGUCUUCCCUACAGAAGGCCGAGGACCUGUCUCCCAACCUGUUCUCCAGUAUUCCCUUGCCUCCUGCUUGACUGUGCAGCAUAGUAAAGAGAAUGAAGAGCCAUGGGCAAAUGGAGAUGAGUUUUUCCAGGUUGUUUUCCCAAAAGAAGUACUCAAAUUUCAGGCAGAUGAUCAUCUGAAGGCUAAGGAAUGGAUGGAAGCUCUUCGAGAGGUGAUGGGGACACAGAAACCUGAAGAAGAAGAAGAAAACGAAAAGGAGUCAGUCGAAAGACCUCAAGAACCUCAAGGAGUGCUGCUGAGAUCAAAACCUCUUCGAGACAGGAGGCAAAGGGAGGCCCAAAGAGCCAAGCGACAGUCAGUUACCACUAGCUUCCUCAGUAUUCUUACAUGCCUGGCAGUGGAGAAGGGGCUCACCGCACAGAGCUUCAGAUGUGCAGGUUGUCAGCAUCCAAUCGGUCUAUCCAGAGGAAAAGCCAAAGUGUGCUGCUACAGCGGCUGGUACUACUGCCAGAGCUGCCAUCAGGACAACUCCUUCCUCAUCCCUGCACGCCUGCUGCACAACUGGGACACCACCAAGCACAAGGUAUCCGAACAGGCCAAGGAGUUCCUGGAGUUUGUGUAUGAAGAGCCCCUGCUGGACGUGCAGCAGCUCAACCCCUGCCUGUACCAGCACUGUGAGCCUCUCAGCAUCGUGUUGCGCCUCCGCCAGCAGCUCCAGUCCCUUCGGGCCUACCUGUUCAGCUGCCGAGCAACCAUCGCUGAAGACCUCAGACGGAGGAUUUUUCCCAGGGAAUACCUGUUACAGCACAUUCACCUGUACUCCUUGGCUGACCUGCAGCAGGUCAUCGAUGGGAAGCUAGCUCCCUUCCUAACCAAGGUCAUCAAGUUCGCCAGCUCUCACGUGUUCAGCUGCAGUUUGUGUCGGGAGAAAGGCUUUAUCUGUGAGCUCUGCCACGAUGGCCAGGUCAUCUACCCCUUCCAGGAGAACGCCACGCGAAGCUGCGACCUCUGCGGCGCCGUUUUCCACACAGAGUGUCGGCAGAAAGCACAGCCGUGUCCCCGCUGCGUUCGGAGAGAGCUGCACCACAAGAGGCCGUCGUCCUUCUGGUCACCCGAUGACGACAGCCCCGACUGCUUCCACCUGUCUUACCAGAACACCUGAGAACGGUCAGGGCGCCGCCGCGCCGCCUCCUCGACAGAAAGCCCCGUCUGCAGGUCAGAGCCUUCCAUGCUGCCGUGGCGCUCUGGCGUCCUGAGCCUCCUCAGCUCCCGCGUCAGGCUAUGCAGACUGAACGGAUGUCUCCUCCCACGUUCACGCACAAAUCUGGAACAGAACUUUACGCUUAGUCUCAUUUUCUUUUUUUUAUGUCACCGGGAAGCAAAACAUUUGAGCAAUUUGGCAUCUUGUUUACAAAAAGCACAAAAUUUGCUGCUUAUUUGUGUCGAAAUGAUCAACCGGAAUUUUUUUUGUUUACACAACAAAUAAUUAAACUUCUGAUGAAUAAAGUGAAAAUAAAACUUUGCAGGAAAAAGUUCUUAAAAGAGAAAUUCACACACGUCAGCUGGGAAAUUUUAACUAAAGCGUUGAUACAUAAAAGGGCAAAUUUUGAGUGUGUGCUGAAGCAAUAUCAGGUUUUUUUACUAAAAAUAUUACUUUUUUUCUGCAUAAUCUGGUUUAAAAACGGAGAAAAAAUAAACCUGAUAAGAUUUUUUUCGCAGACUUUCUAUUGUUUUAUCGUAACGAACACAAAAUCUACUGGAACAAACCUAAAAAGGGGUGAUUUUACUUUUUGACCAAAGGGGGAAGGUGUCAAAAAACUAAUUAUUUAUUGUUUUUUAUUUUUUUGGCAUUAAACUGCAGGAUAACCAGAAUGUGAUUUCCAGACUCUAAACCUCUCCAUCCACGUUUUCCCUCCAAACAUUUAGCAUGUCAAUGUAAAAUAAGAGUUUUAUAAUUUCUCUCUUCAUAAACAUGUAAAAAGCAAAACAUUUUUUUAAUUUAUAAAGGGACUUUGUCACUAUUCCUGUACGAUACAAAGGCGCAAUAAUCUCCUGUAGCCGGUUCUCUUGUUGUUGCCUUCCCGUCCCUGCUAAAUCCCUUUCCCUCUUGUGCUUUAGUCCUGCAGAAACUAUAAGAUGUGAUAGCACCUUUAGCUUUUAGGAUCUCUAUGCAACCUAGAAGGCCUUUAUAAUCCACAGUUUCCUGUGGAAGGGUCAGAAAAGCCGCUUCUCUUUGAUUUAUUUCCUUCCCAGUUGUUUGUUCUACAGUUUGGCUAUUUCUUCUUAAUUGUUGUAAUUUAAGUUGAAUAUUUACACGAACAAAAACAGAAUACAGCUUUAUUUGCACUUUGUAAUUUUUUUAAGCUAAAAAAUCUACAACCAGGAGAAAAGGUUCAUGGUUUGCAGCUUUAAAAGGAAAAAAGGUAAAAGUUUAUGAACAAAAAAUGCUUAUCUGUUUUUAUUUUUAUUCUUGUUUUAAUAUUUUGUAUCAUCUCUAAAGUUCAUUCAUUAUGGAAAAAAUGUAUUUUCUGACGCAGAGAAACCAGACUGAGACUUGUGUUGAAGAAGCAUGCAGAGAAACUAUAGACUAAAGCUAAAUAGAGGAUAUAGUUUAGAGUGCAGCUAUAAAAGUGCACUGAUGUGUUGGAACUACACCUCUUCUGGUUUUAUUUCCUGAGAGUUGCAGCUACAUUUUUUGACAAAAGUAUUCUUUUAAAUGAUGCUUUCCACUAGUGUUUUAUUUAUUUAAUUAUGAGUGAUGUGGAGCCCAGCAGGUUUCAGGGAUCUUUGUUUUUAUCGUCUGCCUGUCUUCAGUAAAAUUACUUCUAUCCUUCUGUCUUCUGAUGCCACUGAAUCCCUUUCAAGCUACGUUCACAUCGACCUUGGAAAUGCGCGUUCAAGCGAUCAUUUCCAAUUAAAAGUUUAUGUAAAUGCACGUUUUAGGCUUCCAUGUUCAAAUAUCUUGUGUUCACGCGUUGCAAAAAGUCAGUUUUGGGGCUCUGCAUACAAAUCACACGGCGAUUGAACGGACGGUGAAAGCUAAAUCAGGAUGAACUUUGACCAAUCAGGGACUUAGAUUUGGUAGUGACGUAUGGAUCGUGUUCAGAAGUGCAAAACAUUUGAACAUUGAUAAUGAAUGAGAAAUUUAUAACUCUGGUUUGUGCCCGGCUAUACUUAUAAAACACCUAGUCUGUCAUGCAUCUGAACAGAGCUGUGAAGGAAAAGGCCUGGAGCCAGAUUCGCCAGGUUUGCACCGAGCCUCUUUUAAGAUGCGUUAGUAAUCAGAAGAAAAGGUUAAAGUAGAAGCCCCUUGGCAAAAAACGCACGUUUAGCUCAAUCACCAGUGUGAACGUAGCUUCAGGGUCAUGGGGUCGCCUAAUUCGGCUUCCGUUGGGCGAAGGUGAGGGUACACCCCGGACAGGUCGCCAGUCUGUUGUGAAAAAGAAGCCAAUCAGUGUUAAAAUAACCUGGAUAAAUUUCAAAUCCUCUUAAGCAGGUAUCCUUAAACCUGUUUCUUGUCACCAAAUGUAAACAGUUUUACACCUUAUAUUACGUAGCAUAACAUAUAAUUUAAAACAUAUAUUUUUCAGAAAAGCAUUAUAUUGAACCCAGAUUGAUAUUUGUACAGAAUUCAUUUCUUUCAGUUUUGCUUUUUUUAUAAUUACAAAUAAAAACUUUCCCAAAUACUUUAAUUUCUAUUAAAGUCAGACAUCAGAGGGAAGCAUGAAGACCUUUGACCUGUUAAAACAGUGGACUAACAGGAGUAAAAGUCAGAUCUCCUCAAAGCACCUCUUUCUCAUCGGACCUCCAGAAUCCUGGAUUCUGUGUCUCUCUUUGGUUCCUUUCUACAUCUUCCCUUUUUUUUCAAUGUGCUUUAAAACUGUGCUCUGUGAACAACCAGCUCAUUUAGCGUCAAGCUCUGGUGUCCUUCCCUUGUUCAGGGUGUCCAUAAUUUAGUUUUCUCUUCAAUCCUGUGGGAUUUGUGAUCUUCUAAUGACAGAUAAAGAUUCUUUAGAUCUGUGCCGGUGUUUUGAACGACCUGACAAAAAAAACAAAUUCUUUAAAAAAAAAAAAAAAUAAUAAUCCUUUUAUGGUUAGAACCAGUAAAAAGUCAACAUUUAGUGAAAUUCCAGUUCUCAGAAACGGUUCUAUGAAGGAUAAGUGUUCUGUUGUGUGCCUCUAACUCAACACAGUGUAAAAAUAUCAAAUCGGUUGAAAUAAUCCCACAAAUAAUCCCUAAAACUGUUGAAAUUUCAAACCAGAUGUAUUUAAGUUUACAUAUAAAUGAGUCUUAAAGUGCUGGGCUCUGCAGCUUGAUGAAUUGUAGCUAAAGAUGCUCUAAUGUGGCAUCUGCGCAUCCAUUUAUUUACAUUGUCCAGCUCUGCACUGAUUGUUUGCUGAUACAACUUGAAAAUUCCUGUUUCUGUAUUCUUUAUUUCUCUUAUUUAAGUUCUGUAAAAGCACUGAUCAUCUCCAUGACGACCUCUAACGUUUGAGAAUUAAAAAUGGGACGUCUCGUUUGUUUUGACGGGGAGUUAAUGCGCCGACGUGUUCUCGCCGUCUCACGAUCACCACGGACAAAGAUAUUGUACAGUAUUUAAGCAGAGGGGCUGGACUCGAACACUUGUCCUGCACUUCUAAAACCUAUUAUUGUUUGAAAAGUAUUUUAUUUUUUCUUUCUUUGCAGCCAAACUCUUAUGCAAGUACGAGAAAGUCAUUUUAUUGUUGGUGUUUUUUAAUCUAAUCGGCUCUACUUAUGUCUGUUUCUGUUCAGAUCAACCCAUAAGCCUCUGAUGCCAAUAAAGAUAAACUUCUUAAC